Molecule: messenger RNA, 5970 nt
Organism: Ostrea edulis (European flat oyster)
Lineage: Eukaryota; Metazoa; Mollusca; Bivalvia; Ostreida; Ostreidae
Product: alpha-actinin-like
Exons: 25
Coding region: 1120-3771 (883 amino acids)
Biological process (GO): muscle cell development; actin cytoskeleton organization
Cellular component (GO): plasma membrane; cell projection; Z disc
Molecular function (GO): calcium ion binding; actin filament binding
Source: RefSeq, a predicted model, not a curated record
AUAAAAUUUGUACGGUUAUCUAAGACAUGGUGUCACAUUCUCAAAUCAUUCUAAGGUUUUCUUUUGUAUUCUUAGCUGCUGCUGCGAGUUUUGUAGUUUAUGAUUCAGUCGUGGAAAAGAAGCGCUUGAGAGAAGGAUUAUUCAGAGAGUAUGAAAAAAUGAAGAUACAACAACGAGAGGCUAUUGAACAACAGAAGGAAGACCACAGUAAAUGGAAAGAGGAAAAGAAACUAGAGAAUCGACGAAAACGAGAAGAAAUGAAGAAUAGCUCAGAGUCAGUCUAGAAAAAGGAUUCUCAGACUAUUUGCUCAGGCAGUGUGUGUUCUGUAUGAGAUAUUGCCAACAGCAAUGAGUAAAGUAUUAGGUGAAUGGACCACUUGAGUGAAAGUGAAGCUGUUGGAAAAGAGAUUACAUAAGUGAUUUGAUCAUGACUUUUACAACUGACAGUGCUAAAAUAAUUCACAUGUACAUGAAUGCUUGAUGAGUCAUAUUUGAGUGAAAUAUGUGUUUGUCAAUGAAUAUGUGUUUGACUUUGUACUACAAGAGUGUUUGGAGUGUUGGUGUGCUCAGUAUUAAAAUACUGUACAUAAGUUUGGGAUAUAGAAGAAUCAGUGUAAAUCUUAACAUGUUGUGAGACUUUCACAAAAAUAAGCCCAUGUAAAUAUAUCAAGAUUAAAGAAGGACUUGAUGCAACAAAAACACAGGCUGUGGAAUUAUUUAUUGUAGAUACUAUAGUCAAUUAGUCAUACUUGUCAGAUUAGUUUGAACAUAUUCUAUUGUACUGUUCUGACAACUUGUUAGGUUCUAACUUUGAUACUUGAUGAUGUUGAGGAAGUCUCAGAAUGGGAGAGUCUUCUCUGUGUGGUGGAGACUCUCUGUAUGUCAUCAUCUCAAACUUAAAUGUCUCUCCAAUAAAAAUCCGCCCACUGCCAAUAUUCAUUCAUGAGAGAGUUCCGAGUGUACAGACGAAGCAGACCGAAUGAGCUUCCGGAAUUGAUCACGUGAUUACGACCUCUGGCGGGGUGGAACAGAAGCCCCAUGUAAAGGGAGAGUUUACCAACUGGAUAGGGACAAUUUAACCAUUUCGGGAGGCUUUUCACACAUUUUAUAACUGAAAAAAUGUCCGAUCAGGAUUAUGAUGGAUAUAUGGAGGGAGAAGAAGAAUGGGACAGGGAGGGUUUACUGGACCCGGCAUGGGAAAAACAGCAAAAGAAGACAUUCACAGCAUGGUGCAAUUCCCAUUUAAGAAAGGCUGGUACUCAAAUAGAAAACAUCGAGGAGGAUUUUCGAAAUGGUUUAAAAUUGAUGUUAUUAUUGGAAGUGAUCUCUGGAGAACAGCUCCCCAAGCCAGACAGGGGAAAGAUGAGGUUCCACAAAAUUGCAAAUGUCAACAAAGCUUUGGACUUCAUUGCAUCUAAAGGUGUCAGACUGGUUUCCAUUGGUGCUGAAGAAAUUGUGGAUGGGAAUCCCAAGAUGACUCUGGGUAUGAUCUGGACCAUUAUCCUUCGUUUUGCCAUUCAAGAUAUUACAGUGGAGGAACUGACUGCUAAAGAGGGACUCCUCCUUUGGUGCCAACGUAAAACAGCCCCAUACAAAAAUGUCAAUGUGCAGAACUUUCAUCUCAGUUGGAAAGACGGUCUGGCAUUCUGUGCGUUGAUUCACCGGCAUCGUCCAGAAUUAUUAGACUAUUACAAGUUAUCCAGGGACAACCCAUUAGAGAAUUUGAAUACUGCAUUCGAUGUUGCAGAAAAACAUCUUGAUAUUCCACGCAUGUUAGAUCCAGAAGAUAUGGUGAACUCAGUAAAACCAGAUGAGCGUUCUGUGAUGGCCUACGUUUCUUCAUACUAUCACGCAUUUUCAGGGGCACAGCAAGCUGAAACAGCAGCAAACAGAAUUUGCAAAGUGUUGAAGGUCAACCAGGAAAAUGAGCGUCUAAUGGAAGAAUACGAAAGGCUAGCCAGUGAUCUUUUGGAAUGGAUCAAGAAAACCACACCAUGGCUAGAAAACAGAACAACCGACAAUACUUUACCUGGAACCCAGAGAAAGCUUGAGGAAUUCCGGGACUACAGACGUAAACACAAACCUCCCAAAUUGGAAGAUAAAGCACGGCUUGAGAACAGCUUUAACACCCUGCAGACAAGGCUUCGACUCAGUAACAGGCCAGCCUACCUCCCCACUGAGGGUAAAAUGGUGUCGGAUAUUGCUAAUGCUUGGAAAGGUUUGGAAUUUGCUGAGAAAGGUUUCGAAGAGUGGUUACUCUCAGAGCUGCAAAGACUAGAGCGUCUUGAUCAUUUAGCUCAGAAGUUUAGGCACCGUUGUCAAAUUCAUGAAGAAUGGGCUGAGGGCAAAGAAGACAUGCUUCAGAGCCAGGACUAUCUUAGAUGUGGGCUUAAUCAAUUAAAGGCUAUGAAGAAGAAACAUGAGGCUUUUGAGAGUGAUUUAGCAGCUCACCAAGACAGAGUUGAGCAAAUUGCAGCAAUAGCUCAGGAGCUGAAUCUUUUAGAAUACCAUGAUGUUCACACAGUCAAUACUAGAUGUCAGAGUAUCUGUGAUCAGUGGGAUAGACUAGGAACUUUAACUGCUCAGAGACGACAAGGUCUUGAUGAAGCAGAAAAAAUACUAGAAAAAAUAGAUACCCUUCAUCUCGACUUUGCAAAACGGGCAGCUCCUUUCAACAACUGGUUAGAUGGUGCAAAAGAAGAUUUAUUAGAUAUAUUUAUUGUUCACACUGUAGAGGAAAUUCAGCAACUUUUAGAAGCACAUGAAACAUUUAAGCAGACCCUGCCAGAAGCAGAUAAGGAAUUUAAUGCCAUUAUGGCUUUGGCCUCUGAAGUCCAGAGGCUGGCUAAUCAAGUGGGCUUACAGCUGACAGAUAAUCCCUACACCACGGUGGAUCCUCAGGAGGACAUAGCUAAUAAAUGGGCUGAUGUGAAGCAAUUAGUGCCAAAACGAGACGGCACUCUGCAGAAUGAAAUGAUGAAGCAACAGAACAACAUGAGACUGAGGAAACAGUUUGCUGCUAAGGCUAAUGUGGUGGGUCCGUGGAUUGAGAACCAGCUGGACGCUGUGGCUUCCAUGGGAAUUCAAACCAAGAGCUCACUGGAAGAACAGCUGAAAAAACUAAGGCAAUAUGAGCAGGCUACUGCCCAGUACAAGCCAAACAUUGACGAGCUGGAACGAUAUAACCAGGAAAUUCAGGAGGCUAUGAUCUUUGAAAACCACUAUACACAAUACACCAUGGAGACAUUGCGAGUUGGAUGGGAACAACUUCUCACAGCAGUUGCCAGGAAUAUCAAUGAAGUGGAAAAUCAGAUCCUAACAAGGGAUUCUAAGGGUAUCAGUGAAGACCAAAUGAAUGAGUUCCGUGUUUCUUUCAAUCAUUUCGAUAAGAACAGAACACGUCGUCUUGAACCUAAAGAAUUUAAGGCCUGCCUUGUCAGUUUAGGAUACAAUAUUCGUGAUGACAGACAGGGAGAUGCUGACUUCCAGCGUAUCAUGUCCAUUGUGGACCCCAAUAACUCCGGCUACGUGACCUUUGAGGCCUUCCUUGACUUCAUGACCCGUGAGACUGCUGACACUGACACAGCUGAACAGGUCAUGCAAUCGUUCAAAAUUCUGGCUGGAGACAAGGUAAGACUGAACAAGUUAUACAGAGGAAAUUUCAAAUCAUAUUGUUGUGAUAAAGAAUAUGAUUUGUUGUUCUUGUGUUGUAUGCUGCAGUGUUGUAUAGUGUUUAAAACGAAUAAUCAACAGACAUGUGCUUUGAUUUAGCACAGUAAGUAGUAAGCAAGUCAGUAAAACUGAAAGUGCAUGCAUUGGUAAAUCAAGUGAUUCUGAAGUAUAAAAUGUUUUACGGGACCGACUGCAAUUUUGGAUGAAAGCAAAUAAAAAUUAAAGCCCUUGUUUAUUUCUAUAUUUACCCCUAAGUGUCCAUAAAAAUGCACCAAAAGAAUAAAACAAAAUGUAUGCUUCAAAAAGUUUAGAUUUAUGAUGAUUGAAAAUCAAAUAUGGCAGAAAAGCGAGUCAAAAAACUGGGACUUCAGAAAAUGUAAAGUUAACAUUUGCUGUGAAUCUAGUGAUGAUCAUAUUCACAGUUCAUAUCAGCUAAUUACCAGUGAUGUUAAUUAGUACUUUCCUUGACAGGUAAAAGAGGGAGUGUCAAAUUGGCCAUUAUUCACGUAAAGUUAAACUACAGGAAUAAGUAAAAGCUUAAACUUCAGGUGUAAAUAAAAAAAUUAGUCUAUUAUUUAUUCCUUUCAUUAUUUUUCUGGGCUAUGAAAUCGACCAUUUUGGUGAUCUAAAGUGUCAAUCCCCAUCCAUAUCGGUCUGAAUACUUUUACUGAAGUAUACUGAAUACUCUGUUUUUACAGAAAUAAUAAUGUGUAUUCUACUUAAUUUUCUGUGGCAAUUUUCUAAUUCCUAUUUCAAUUUGGUCUUUUUAAACUUUACUGAAAAUGAAAAAAAUUAUACAAUUUCCUUGGUUUUAUCUAUUUGAUCGACUUCUCAAAUGUACAACUUUUAUUUCUAUUUCGAAUUUCCAAGUAUUUUUAGGAAAGAUUCUCGUAAAACAAACAAAAAAAAUGUUGGCCAAUGUAGUUUAUCUUCUACUAACUGAAAUACAUGUAGAUUUUUUAUCUGUUCAUUUACAAGAUUGUUUUAUGUUUCAGCCAUUUAUCACAGCACAGAUUCUUCGACAAGAACUGCCUCCAGAUCAGGCAGAAUACUGUAUUCAGAGAAUGGCGCCAUAUUCAGGACGUGAUGCUGUCCCGGGUGCUUUAGAUUACAUGUCAUUCUCCACUGCUCUGUAUGGUGAAAGUGACCUUUGAACUCCUCUUAUCAACCACUUUGUGUGACUGGUCUUGCAGCAUAGAAGUCAAGAGUGAUAGAUGUAUAAGAGAAAACUCUCCAUGAAGACAAUUUUAUGCAUUGUAUUAUACAUUGACGUAAUAGGAUUGAAUUUAUGAUUUUUUUCUUCUUUUUUUUUUUAAACAUGUUAUAAUUUAUGCAAAGCCAUAUGUAUGGAUUAGUUUCUGACAGUUUCCAAGUUUCUGUAUGUACUUUGCGAAGUUAAUAAUUUUUACCAGUUUUAUAUAUAACACAAUCCUACGCAUGUUCAAUGGUGGGGUUAAGAAUGUGAUUCUAUGCUGCAGUGUCCAACAAAAACAAAAAAAUGGUGUCAGACUGGAUCCCAUACAGUCUGUUCAUAUCUGAAGGUCUUCCCAAAAGUUUUGUCUGCUCUCAGAAUUAAGUUUGAACAACAUUGCCUUCAUUUGUAUAAUCAGGUCAUGGCUGUACAUGGUAGUGACAAAUGCAUGCUCGUUUACUUCAAAAAUAUUUUCGAAGUAAUUAACUUCCCAUAUGAUUUUUUAAAUUCCAAGUUUUAAGCAAAAGAAGUCAUAUACAUAAUGAUAUACAUGGAUAAAUGUUUAGGGAGGGGGUAGUAAGAAACAUUUAAGGAAAGAGAUCGGCUUAAAGCACUGCCAGGAUGAAUGCAAGAAAGCCCAUGUAUGUAGAGAAGUAUGUAGAUAGGAAGCUUGGACUGCGUAGCAAUGUUGACAUUAGCCCUUUAGUGGCAAAGGCUCUCUUAGGGAUGUUUAUAUUGUCCCAGCUGUAUUUAAUUCAGAUUCUUAUUUAAUAUAUGAUCAAUUUUUGUGUAGUAUACAGAACAAAUUGCAGUCAUACUGCUCUAUAUAUUAUACUCUUGUAUUUUCAAGGCUUCAGUACAUUUGCAUAUCAUUUUUCAGUAUAUAUCAGUACUGUAACAUCUAUUGGAAAAAAACUUUUAUCUUGUUCAUCAUAAAUUUUUGAAAAUGUCUGUUUAGCAUAAGUUUGUAAUCCAAACAGCGUAAGACUAAUUUUGGAUUUGUAAAUUGUGCUUAUAUAAGUUUAGAUCUGCUUGUCCGACUGCUAGAAUCAGUUUGCUUGUCAGUAACUUACCAAUUACUGAUCAAUAAACUUCUACCCACAGUG